AUGGACACACCAAGAAGUUUGUCGCUGAGAGAAAAAACUCAGCCGGUGAAUUCUUGCUAUGGAAGCUUGAUUGCAUCAACCUCGACAGGAAUUCAAAGAUCAUCAAAUGACAUUCCACCAGAAGACGAAGAAUUCGUUCAAGCUCCAGCUUUUUUCUAUGACAUGGAUUUUGAUUUGAGAGCCCUGAAGGCAUCCCUCAAAUCCGCCUCUCUAUUAGCGGAUUCGGGUUAUCGAUCAACAGUCGUCACAUCAUCAACAGGAACAUCUGUUAUCAAUGAUCCUUCAUCUCAACCACCACCACGAUUUGGAACUGGUUGGAUGGUGGCCGAGGCUCUCAGUGAUGACGGUGAUACUGAUUCAGCUGAUGAUUCUUGGGACGGUCAAAUGAACGUGGGAACACACCGCGUAAAGAUUAAAGAUAUGUCCGAUAUCUUGGCUUCUAGAUAUGCUUUCAUAUCAGGUGCCCGAUCGAAUGAGGGUUUGACAGUUGUGACUUUUCCUGAUAGUCGAACAAAUCUGAUUCUUGAUGAUUAUCAGUUGUUGAUUACAUAUCUAAUUCAAGUACCAUCUUUGGAAGAAAGUCAUAGUGGUUUUAUAUUAAUCGUCGAUCGACGGAACGAUAAAUGGUCAUCAGUGAGAAGUGUUCUCCUUCAAAUUGCAGCUUACUUUCCGGGAUCGAUUCGAGUCGCCUUUGUUUUGAAGCCAGAAGGUGUACUUCAAAGAGCUCUCGAAGUUGGAUAUCGAACAAUCGCUGAACAGUGCCGAUUCAAGGUCAUACUGUGCGAAUCGUCAUUAGAGCUUCGGCGUUAUCUGAGACCGGAACAAUUAUCGAUGGAUGUGGGAGGCCUCAUCAAAUACAAUCAUCUCGAAUGGGUCCAGCAUAGAAUGGACAUCGAACGAAUGAAAUCCUCAGCGGCUGUAAUUGCUCAAUCUUUGAGUGAUUUCGGAAGAACCCUUCGGGAAACCGAACUACCAAAUGACGCUGAAACGACGGCGAGGAUUUUGGAUGCACAGACAGCUGAAAGAGAUGCUAUUAAGGAGGAUUUUCGUAUUUCGGUACGAAAAGGACUUUCUUUAUUGAGAAGUGUUCGGCAGUUGGAUAAGAAACCCCGGGCCGAUCAGUUAUCUCCAACUCGGCUUCAUAACGUGACAGCCAUUGAAAGAAUGUUAGUGCAACUUGAGGAAACAGAAAGAUCUUUUGAUGCAUUCUGGGAACGUCAUGAACGUCGUCUUAUGCAUUGUCUUCAGCUUAGACAAUUCGAAGAUGCCUUCAGAAAAUUGCAAGCAGCCUUUGCAAGACAUAUGAUGUACUUGGAAGAGCAUCGAGAAGUUGGCGAUGGACCUGAAAGAGCUGAAAUAUUGGCAAAGCAACACGAUGAAUAUUCACUAACAGCUCAGGAUGAUGUGACCAUAGCACGGUCUUUGCGACAAACGGGGGAGGAUCUAGUGGCUAGCCAUGAUGCAGAGGGUGCUGGUAGCCUACUGCCUAAAUGCGAAGAGCUUGAAAGAAUGGCUGAAGCCCUGACUAGCGCUUUAGAGAGAAGACGAGCUGUUCUCGAGUUGAGCAAGAGAAUGCACUCACAAAUUUCACAGGCAAAUGCGUGGUGCAAAAAAGGUGUAGAAGUGCUUUCAACUGUUCCAUUUGAAGUCACUCCAUCGUCAGUUUCGAAUCAUAUCGAUCGUAUGGACGCUCUUUUACAAGAGGCUUCUACACUUCAAUUGGACAGCUUGUCCCAAUCGCCAACAAUGAACAAAUUGAUUCUUCUCACGACUACUGAAACCUCCACACUGUUAGCUCAAGUAGCUGAAAGAAUCGAUGACAUCAGAAGAAUGUCUGUAGCGAGAAGGGAUGCUCUGUUGAAAGUCAGAGAAAAGGAAAGCCCUUCACGACCAAUACAAAUUGUCUCACCAGAAAAAUCGAAGAAGCAAUUUCCUGCUGAAAAGAAGGAAAUCGAGGUGGUGAGAGGAGACCUGUCGUGCUGUCGAGAGACUCCCACCCAAUUCGUCCAUCCAUCCGCGAUUUCUCACCAACCACAGAGUCCCCGUUCAAUUUCCCGGGAAAUGCAUGUCAUCGCGGAAUUGUUAAAUACGGAAAGAAGCUAUGUUGGAGAGCUUGAAUCGAUAGUUGAGCAUUAUGUGGAUCCAUUUUCUGCAACCGAACAUCAAACUCAAAUUGCUCCACCAAUCCGAGGCCGGCCCGACCUUGUUUUUGGAAAUCUCAAGGACCUCUUGUUAUUUCAUUCGAGCUUUUUGAUCAAUUUGCAAGAAGCUGAAAACUCACCUUCAGCCAUUUGCCGAUGUUUCCUACAGAAUCAAUCCAAAUUUCUAAAUCUGUACAUUCCAUACUGCCAAAAUAAAAGCCCUUCUGAAGCAAUCCGAAAAGAAUUCGCUGAUAGCACUUCGUUCUUUACGGAAUGUCAACGCCGUGCUGGUCAUCCUUUACCACUUGGAGCUUAUUUACUGAAACCGGUGCAGAGAAUCACAAAAUAUCAAUUGCUAUUGAAAGAACUGGAAAGGAAUUCUAGAGCAGAGGUCCGAUCUGAAGUUGAGGCAGCUGUAUGUUGCAUGUUAGAACUUUUGAAUAGAAUCAAUUCGGCUAUUCAACAACUUCAUAUUAUUGGAUUUGCUGGAGAUCUUCGAUUGAUGGGACCACUAAGAUUACAAACGGAAUGCGACGUAUUUGCUUUCAACCGAAAAAAGGGUCGGCGAACGACAAGAGCCCAAAGACGGCAUUUAUUCUUAUUCGAUGGUGGCCUCGUUCUCUGCAAAAAAAGAAAUCCGCUCAACUCAUCAGAGCCUGAAUAUUAUGAAUAUAAAAAUUCAAUAUCGACUUCUUGCUUGAACUACUGCGACCAAAGUAAAAGUGGGUCAUCAAGAUUUGAAGUGUGGGAUGAGACGAAAAAUGAUGGAUGGGCUGUUGAAACCUUAGAUACAAAUUCACGAAGUCGAUGGGUGGAUUGUUUGAAUGGAUUGACAGUCUCUAGAGAAGAUCAAGGCAGCCAGAAAACAAAAGGGGAAGAAGGGGGAAGACCCAGAAGUUGGACCUCGACAUUGUCUACUGACAGUGUCACCUCAACACGAUCGCCGAGUGAACAUUCGAAUGAAAGCAUGGAUAGCAAUGGAAAUGGUUCACAAAGUCAAACAGUUCAAUGUCUACUGGACAGUCCAACAGGGAACAGCCAGGACUUGUUGAUAGAAGAAGCCCCUCCACUCCCAGACAGCCAACCACCAAGAUCAACAACAUUCCAUUCGACUUCUUCUUUUGUGCCAAAUAUUGAAGAAUCUCAUUCACCAGAAGAAAAUGUAAAUUGC
Molecule: messenger RNA, 3312 nt
Organism: Mesorhabditis belari
Lineage: Eukaryota; Metazoa; Nematoda; Chromadorea; Rhabditida; Rhabditidae
Source: the annotation of a GenBank genome assembly